AUGCCUUGCAUUCUUAAAGUGAGAAUAUCUGGUAUAAGAGACUUUAAUACCUUCGAAAAAUCAGAAUUAGAUUCUUUUAAAUAUAUUGAAGAGAAACAAAGCAAAGAACAAAAUUUAGUUAGUACACAGAUAAUAAUAAAUUUAUAUAUAUGUAUAUGUGGUCCACAUUAUAUCAAUAGAAGUACGAAUGAUUUAAAUUUGUCCUUUCGAUUAGAAAUUGCCGAUGAUUCAGAGCUUCAAACAAAUCCACUUAAAAUAACAAUUGAUGAUGCAGAAAAUAUAAAUAAUGGUUACAUACAAAUAGAUUUAAGUUUUUUUUAUUUUCAUGAUAAUUUAAAACUAGAAGGGUGGUUUCCAUUAUACGAUUCGCUAGCUGGACUUAAAGGUGAAUUGUAUUGCAUAAUAAAAUGGGAGUUCUUCGAGGAAAAAAAUCCGUACAAUGAGAACAGUUCGGGUACUACGUUCUUCCCAAAUAAUUCCCCUUAUUACAUUGAACAAAUAAUAGACUUUGCAAAUGAACUUAAAAUUGUAAACGACCCCGAAUAUGAUUGGAAGGACUUAAUUCGAUCAAACAGAAACUCUAAUGAGGCAAGAUGUGACGUAAUACAAAAUUCAUUUAUGCAAACUAGAAAGCUCAUAGGAAAAAAGGCUAAACUUCUUGGGGGAAAUGCAAUAUUAGGUUAUCAAGAACACCUAAAUUUAGAAGGGAGCACAACAAAUAAAAUAUGUAUUCGUAUCACAGGAACUGUUGUCAAAUUAGGAAUAAAGAAUUUGAAUGAAAUAAAUAAUAUUAAUAUUAAUCAGAAUAGUACGAUAAAAAAUAUUUUAAGAAAUAAUGAAUUUUUUUUCGAAAAUAGUAUGGAGAGAAAUAAAGAUAUGAAAUAUAAUAAAAGGGAAAGUUUACAACCGAAUGCAUCAUAUAAUUUCGUUGAUGUAAUGUUACUCACAUUGGAUUCCUUACCAGAUAACAUAAAAUAUACUUAUGGUGGACUGGUUGCAUCAAAGGCUGUUAAAAUUUUACAUCCAAGGCUCACAGAAGAACAAAGAGAUGAGUGGUUAUUAGAAAUAAGGGACGAGCUCAAGUCGAAUGCUAAAUUUUUGUCCUGUAACGUUGUUCUAGGUUACAAAGAAGACACAUACAUAUUCAGCGAUGUAAUAGUCUUAUUUUGUUAUGGAACAGCAAUAAAUAUAUUACCCUCCUUUUUUUACGAUGAAAAAAUUAUAUCUUUCAUAAAUAAAGAUGUACCUAAAACAAAUAUGUUUAAAAGUAAUUCAAUUAAUUCUCAUAAGAAUGUUAAUUGUAUUUAUUUACACUCCGCCUCAGAUGAAAAUGAAAAUAACAAAGUUCCAUGCAGGGUGUGUAAGGAAUCUUUUGUUCCUAAAAUUUACAUAUCUUCGGCUGUUAUACCGCAAGAUUUGGCCUUAAUAGGAAACGGUUUUUUAAUAUCCGCCUUUGUUAUUUAUCCUUUGAAGAAACACUACGGGGAAUACCUGGCCUCAGAAAUAAGUGAAAUAUUACCCUUUCUUGAAUUAAAUUUACACAAACAAAUAAUCUGCAAGUUAUUAGUAAACGGAUUUAACAGUAUUUUUGACUAUAAUUUAAAGUUAUGUUUUAAUCAGAAUUAUUUAUUUGGUUAUUGCUAUGGUACGGGCAUGUGUACUUAUGGUAUAUAUUCUGAUAAUAAAUUUUUAAUUAAAUCUAAUUAUAAAGAUAAUUUUUAUAUAAGAAACAAAUGUAUGGGUACUCUUGAAUUAAAAGGUAUAUAUGAUAAUAUUAACUAUCGAUCCUUUUUUUGUAAAAACAAAAGUUUAAUUUCACCUGUGUAUUUAAGGGGAGAUAUAAUUUAUAACAACGACUUAAACAUGGAAAAAAAUAAUAAACAAUCAUUUUAUCAUAUGAAUAAUAAAAGGAGUAAAGAGAAUUCGGGGUUUUAUAAUUCUGAAAUAAAUGCAAUAAAUGAUAUUAUGAACAGUUAUGAAAAUGAUGGAGGGAAAAAAAAAGUUCAAAGGCAAAAAAAGGAUCAACAGGAAUAUGAUGAAAAUGAUACAUAUAAAAAAAAAAAUAAAGAAAGGUAUGAUGAAGAUAAUAACAGUGAAGAACCAGAAGAUAAACAUAAAAUAGAGGAGGAAGACGAAGAAAAUGACCAACGAGAUGAUGAUCAGUAUAAUGAUAUAGGUUCGAAUAAACGUCAUUCCAGGGAUGAUACAUAUAACAAAAUUAUAAAUAAUAAUUACUUUAGAUUAAAAGAAAUAUAUAUGAAAGAAGAAAGUGAUUUAUUAAAUGAAAAUAAUGAUAAAAAUAAACAUGGAGAUUUUUAUAACAUAAAAAGUGACGAUCUUAAUAAUUCAAAUAUUGGAGUAAGACAAAGAAAAAGGAAAAAAAAAAAAAAGAAAAAAUUAAAGCAAAAAGAAGAAAAAAUAAAGGAUAUGUAUACGAAGUAG
Plasmodium adleri (nom. inval.) is the source of this 2442-nucleotide messenger RNA. Its product is annotated as conserved Plasmodium protein, unknown function. Bases 1 to 2442 code for a protein of 813 amino acids. Gene Ontology annotation, cellular component: plasma membrane. The transcript has 16 exons. Gene Ontology annotation, molecular function: calcium-dependent phospholipid binding; calcium ion binding. NCBI's taxonomy places the organism in Eukaryota, Apicomplexa, Aconoidasida, Haemosporida, Plasmodiidae. The record is from RefSeq and is a predicted model, not a curated record. Gene Ontology annotation, biological process: positive regulation of vesicle fusion; positive regulation of D-glucose transmembrane transport; intracellular protein transmembrane transport.